This is a messenger RNA of Pelobates fuscus (common spadefoot toad), 1594 nucleotides long. It is a transcript of the gene KCNJ11, whose product is annotated as potassium inwardly rectifying channel subfamily J member 11. Bases 297 to 1460 code for a protein of 387 amino acids. The transcript has a single exon. Gene Ontology annotation, cellular component: plasma membrane. Gene Ontology annotation, biological process: potassium ion import across plasma membrane; regulation of monoatomic ion transmembrane transport. NCBI's taxonomy places the organism in Eukaryota, Metazoa, Chordata, Amphibia, Anura, Pelobatidae. The record is from RefSeq and is a predicted model, not a curated record. Gene Ontology annotation, molecular function: ATP-activated inward rectifier potassium channel activity.
GAUGGUAAGUGUGUGUGAGGGUCCUUUCUGAUCCUGGAGCCUGGCCUCGCCGUACAAGGUGACCCCCCUCCCCCUUGCUGUGGCUGAUUGGCGUGGGCAGAUGGAGCUGACUGCAAGGUCUGCACUCAGCCGAGUAUCAGAUACACAGACCUCAGCAUCAUCCUCAGACCUCGGCCACACACAGCCAAACCUGGGCUCCUGGAGGUAGAUCCUGCACCCACACCUACCUUCAGCUCCCUCUCCUCUGCAGAGCUGAACUGCUGGCUGGAGUACACUUACCCUAGUAUGGGAGAGCCAUGUUAUCCAGGAAGGGGUUAAUUCCUGAGGAGUAUGUACUUACCACCCGCCUGGUAGAGGAGAGUGAACCCAAGUACCAAGCCAAGAAGAGAAGGGCUAGGUUUGUAGCCAAGAAUGGGACCUGCAAUGUGGCCCACAAGAACAUCAGGGAGCAAGGACGCUUCUUGUUGGAUGUCUUCACCACUGUGGUGGAUCUUAAAUGGCACUACACCCUCCUCAUCUUCACCAUGUCCUUCCUCUGCACAUGGCUUCUGUUUGGCAUGAUGUGGUGGCUGAUUGCCUUUGCCCAUGGGGACUUGGAUGUGACUGAUGAAGGGUUUGUACCAUGUGUGACCAGCGUCCAGUCAUUUACAGCAGCCUUUUUAUUCUCCAUUGAAGUGCAGGUAACCAUUGGGUUUGGUGGGAGAAUGAUCACUGAAGAAUGUCCCAUGGCCAUCUUGGUUCUGAUUAUCCAGAACAUUGUAGGGUUGGUUAUUAAUGCCAUCAUGUUGGGUUGCAUCUUCAUGAAGACUGCACAAGCCCACCGAAGGGCAGAGACCCUGAUUUUUAGUAAACAUGCAGUGAUAGCUCUAAGGAAUGGCAAACUUUGCUUUAUGUUUAGAGUUGGGGACUUGAGGAAAAGUAUGAUCAUAAGUGCCACCAUCCACAUGCAAGUGGUGAGGAAGUCCAGCAGCCUAGAGGGAGAGGUCCUUCCUCUAACCCAAAUAGACAUUCAAAUGGAAAAUCCAGUGAACACCAAUGGCAUAUUUUUGGUUUCUCCACUUAUUAUAUGCCACACCAUCAAUAAAGAAAGCCCACUAUACGAUAUAUCAUCGCAUGAUCUCAACCACCAUGAAGAUUUGGAGAUAAUUGUUAUACUGGAAGGAGUGGUGGAAACUACAGGUAUCACAACCCAAGCAAGAACUUCUUAUCUGGCAGAUGAAAUCCUCUGGGGUGAACGAUUUGUCCCCAUAGUAGCUGAAGAAGAUGGCAGGUAUUCAGUUGACUACUCCAAAUUUGGAAACACAGUCAAAGUGCCAACACCUAACUGCACAGCUAGACAACUAGAAGAGGACCAUCGAAAUAUUGACCCGCAUUCUUUUUCGCCAAGGAAUACAAUUCGAAAAAGGAAUGUGACAAUGAAAUUAAAACCAAAAUUCACCUUGUUUGAUGAGCCUUCCUGACCUCUGAAAAUAUUCUCUAAAGUCAUGCCACUUGAUUAGUUCCAUGCCACCAGUCCUUCAGGUGGGCAAAGAGGAUAUUAUAUGCAGUACUGGUGACACCUCUGCUGACGUAGGGCUGAAACCUUUGAAAUAUU